This is a messenger RNA of Octopus bimaculoides (California two-spot octopus), 6212 nucleotides long. RefSeq lists its product as uncharacterized. Gene Ontology annotation, molecular function: SH3 domain binding. NCBI's taxonomy places the organism in Eukaryota, Metazoa, Mollusca, Cephalopoda, Octopoda, Octopodidae. Gene Ontology annotation, cellular component: cytosol. The record is from RefSeq and is a predicted model, not a curated record.
AUGGGGAAAUAUAAUUGUUAUAUAUGUCGUUUAAGUAAGAUAUGCCAAGGAGACUUUUGUUUGAGUCACAGGUUGCCUGGCACAUCUUUUCUUAUUGAUGCUGAUGUAAAUAAUGGGGAUGGUCGUGAUGAUGAUGAUGAUGAUGAUGAUGAUGAUAACUUUGUAUCUUUCUGUUUCUUUUUGCAGGAUGGAACGAAACUUUAUGAUGACAUCGACCCAAGUCAUGUUGGGGAAACUUCCGAUAACGAAGAUUCUGAUUUGUAUGAAAUUCCGGUCACCCAGACUUCGGAAGAGAGCAACCAUGCUGUCGAGCCGAUUGUUGAAGUGAUCGAGUGUGGUAACCAUGACGAUGCCUCCUCAGAAGAAGCUGCUGUCUCCCCAUCGACGAACCGACCGCCGUUGCCGCCACGAAAGGCCGUCACAUCAGAACCGAUCAGGUUAGAGGGUGGUCGCAAGAAUGGCAACCGUCUGCUGUGGAGUUUACCCCCCCAGUUGCCUGCGAGGCCCCAGCUGGCCACCCGCAGGGAAAUAUAUGCCAUGAUGUCGGAGAAAUCAGAACACACGGACGACAACUCUGGCCCCGAAUACCUGCACCGUAAGUGGAUCAUGAGUAUCACACAACUCUCUGCUUACCAACGAGAGAUGACCGACGCCCUUACGCAAAUAAGGAAGGCAGAUGAAGAGAGGGCAUCGAACUGUUCUAAUGACUAUGAUCGAAGUUCAGAAGUGCGGAGCAAGUUAAGCAUUCGUCUUCCAAAAAAUCUGAAGAAAAUAAAGAAAGGUAAACACAGCCGCAAAACUCAUUCGUCCUCUCAGUUGGAACUCGUUCAACCUGUGAAGAGCCUCGAAGAUAUUGUCAUCUCAGGGGAGUUGUACCUCAAGAAGAAGCUGACAUGGAGCAAGCGUUUUGUUGUGAUCAGCGCUGGACGUCUCAUGUGUUACAAAUCAGAACAGGAUCUUCGGCCUUGUGUCGUUGUUAACCUGGCUGGCUACUCUGUCAACUUUAUCGAUCGUGACAGUCGUCAUGGAUACGAACUGAAACUGGUGCACCCCACCUCUGAGACGCUCCAUUUCUCUGUCGAUUACCGUGACUGGGCUCUCAUCUGGACUGAGGGAAUGAGAUGUGUUUCUGAAGGUCGACCAGUUCCUAAUUCUCCACACUUUCUCAACAGACCAUUCAGUGGCCAUUCCGAUUCUGGGAUGGGAAGCAGAUGGUUCACCUGGGCCAAUGUCACUACAUUACAGAAUGACAUGAGAGGUUCAGUUUCAAAUCUGUCCAAUGACAGCAGUGAAAGGGGCAGCCAAGACGAGAAUCUGCAUCGUCCACCUUCAAUAUCAGAAUAUUUGUCUGAGAAAGCACCACCACGUAUGGGUAACUUAGCAAUGAGGGCAUCGCGGUUCUUUGAAAACCUCAACUGGCGGAGAUACCCCAAAAAAGAUGCAGAUUUGAAGCUAAGCAGGUUCUCAUUGAAUUCUUUGCCAAGGAAAAAGAACUCCACCCCUGACACAUCCCCUGAUAUUCCCAAGUCCGAAAAAUUGGUUUCCUUAUUGGAACAGAGCUGGCAGGAAGAUACUAACAUCUUGUGUAAAAGUUACCUCAACAUCUACAGCAGUUUCAACAAACGACGGUGGGGCAAGCGUUGGUGCCUGGUGAAGAUGGGCGAGUUUGAGUGUUACAUGAACCAGAAAAAUAACGUCUGUGAGUUGAGUUUCCCGCUCAAGGAUUGCGUUGUACGUUCGGCCAAGACAGAAACAAAGAGUGACCUCGGUUUAAUGAUUCUGAAAGAUAACGUUGAGAAAAUCACAGUUGAGCCCCUAAAUGAAGAUGAGAUGCAGAAUUGGUUGGCAGUGCUGAUGGCUGAGACUUCUACAGAGGACGUUCCAGAAGGUUUGGAACAAUACUUUGAAGAGACACCAUAUUCCGAUAUCCCUGUAGUCAGACAGCUCAGCAUGAAGUGUCCCAAGAAUGCUAAACAAACACCUGAUGUGAUUGACGGAUCUGGACAAACUGAGAAAGACGGUGAAAAUGUAGUUGAUGAUGUAGCGUCAACAUUGUCAGAUCAAGUUGUCAAAGUUUCUGAUGGAAGCUUCACAAAUCUGAAAGACGAGCAGCUGCUGAGAGUUAAACAAGAAAUGUAUGACGCAACAGAAGUUAACGAGGAGAUAGAAGAAUCUAGUAACGAAGUACUGCUGUGGGACGUGAACAAAAGGAACUCGUUGGGUAAUUUGUACAGUCAAGUGGAGUACAAGGACAGCCUUGCAGGGUUCUCCGGCAGUGGGACAGAUUUUGGUAGUGUCAGUAUUUCUGAUGAUCUCUCAAUGAAGUCGGGUUCUGUUGACUUCAGUUUAAAGAGGAGUUUCUCAGAGAAACGCUAUAAAGGCAUCAACAGUCUGACCACCUCGUGCAGUGAGCUGAACAGCACUUGCACUCGGACCUCAUCGCAUGGCAACCUGGACAAACUCUCAGCUGCUGAUUCAAAUGACACUUUCAAUGACUUCUUUUAUUCUUGGAACAAUCAGCGUCGGAGCAGCGAACUGCUGUCCGAGCUGGACAUCGAGACGUUGAUGCGGUCUUGGGAUGUGAAGACUAAAAUCUUGAUGAUUGAGGAGAAGAACCAACAAAACAAAGAAUAUUCCAAGACAGACUUUGCACAGAAUGGUAACACAUGUCACUCGACAUCAAACAAGAAACCAUUCCCUGUCAGUCCGAUCUCUUCCGUCUCCAACAAUGACUGUGACACACCCGCCUUUUGUUCACGGACGAAAAGCUUAAACAGUGCCCGGAUGGCUCGCAAUAAAGCAACACCAAAUGGUUUGUCAAAAGCAGCAGCAGCACCGUUUCGGAAAUCGACUGGCCACGUGGACCGUCCAGCAGAAAUCCUCCAGACUAAGUUGGACGAGAUGAGAUCUAAACUGGUCAGUUUGAAACAAAACAGAAUUGCAGCACGAGACAAGAAACUGCGAGCGAGUGAUAGCAACGAGCGAUUAGAGUAUGAAGAGGAAUACAACCGACUUGAUAGUGAAUGUCGUGUGACGGAUGAAGAAAUAAGUAAACUGGAGAAGAUGCUGAAGAGAGAAGAAGUGGAUGAGGAGGAUGAAGCAUCAAGAUUUUCUGUGUCAGAAGCCUAAUAUGGAGGAUGUUUUAUUCCUAAAUUUGAUUGAUUCCCGAACUUAGCAGAAAGUUGACCAAAUCUCCAAGACUGGGGCAUCAAGAGUUGCUGUUUUCUGGAGGUCACUCAUCGAAGCAAGGAACUGCAAUCUUACCAAUUCACUUGCCUUUAUCUUCACCAACUCAGUCAAUGGGGAGGGCCAUCUUUGGAAACCAAAAGAUUACAAAUUUACCAGCCAACAAACCAACUGAUCAACCAAACUUCUUCCCUUAUCUCUUCAUUGAAUGAGACUCUUGGAAGAGACAAGGAGAAUUUUGGUGCCGUUUCCCCUCUUACCAUUGUACAGAGAACAUUGACAACACUGUACAGAAUUUGGAAUAUAUAACAUGCACACACAAUGAGGUGUGUCGAGCCUGAGUGGAUGUGAAAUGGGAGGUGUGUGUGUGUAUGUAUGUGUGUGCAAGUUUGCAGUUCUGUUAGGAGAGAGAGAGAGAGAAACAGAUGAAAUGUGUGUGUGUAGCUCUGUGUGUCUAUACUGUAUAUAUUAAUGAGUUUGUGCGACUAUAUAGAUUAAAUCUCUGUGUGCGUGCAUAUAUAUAUUUCUGAUGUGUAUGUUGCUGUGUGUAAAUAUACAUGCAUACAUACAUCUAUAUAUGUAGUGUAUAUAUGUAUAUAAGAAUAUAUAAAAUGUGUGUAUAUAUAAUAUAUAUAUAUAUAUAAAUGUAUAUAUAUAAAGUCUUCAGCACUCUGCCAGUCUUGUCUUACCAAAUGCCUUAAUCUCUAACCAAAGUUGAAGAAUAUAAACUGAGAAAAUUCUUUCCACCCCACCCCCACUACAACCCAUGCCUUCAUUCUGGGAAUCCUUAACAAAGUGUCUCCCUAUUUUUGUCCCCUACUGAUCACAUCCUACAAAACCCUAUCAAACCCAGUUUAAUCCUUCAGACCAAAACAGCAGUUUAAUUCCAUGUCAAUUAAUUUGUAAAAUUGAUUUGCUAUUUUUCUUGACACAGUUGGGACCUCAUUGGGACUUGACCCUCAUUCUAAAAUAGGGGUCCCACAGGUUGUUAGGGUUUUGGUCCUGGUACUAAAGAUGGGACCCCACAGGUUCUUAGGGAUUUGAUAGUUGCCCUUUGUAACAGAAAUCUCUUUGCUGCUAUGCAGUCAUCUAACAUGCUGGAAAGAGCAGCCAGAUCGCCCUUGAAUCAUCGCACUAUCUUAAGAGAAAACAAGGACACGGAUAUAUGAACGGAUGGCAUGGUCAUGGCUGGAGUGCCUUUCAUUAUCAGAACUGUAUCUGUUGUAACAGAACUGGGUUGAGGUGAAACAGUGAUCAUGCCGUCCAUACCUGUGUUUGGAGCAAUCGUCCAUAACUGACCACCACUACUGUGAUGUCCAUGACUGACACCCCCUCCCCCUCCCAACAACAACAAUGAUGAGGAAAUCUUGAGAUGUCAUUGACUGAGUGACUCUGCUUUUCGAAAAACCCAUUCACCUUGCUUCUUCUCAUCCACUCUUCUGCAGUUUUCGAAACACACACACACACACACACUUUAGACUUUCUGUCUGCCUCCCUCUCCCUCCCUCUCUCUCUCCCUCUCCCUCUCUCCUUUUACUCUCAUCCUUAUCUCUCUCUUUUCUAUUCACAACAUAUACUAACAUAAUCACAAGCACCAUGUUACAGUAACACAUACGUACGCACCGUAGUACUCACUACAGCACACACAUUCACACACCAUAAAUUCCUCCAAGAGCAGAGAGUGGAGAGAAGAAAGAAAAGGAAGACCAAUUCUUGAAAUAUUUAAUUUCAAAAAUAUUUAUGCUGGUUUUAACCACGGAGUUAUCUCCCUUGGACCCCCCCGUCUACUUUACGUCAGUUAUCUCCCUUGCUUUGUUAAUCUCCCUUGCUUUGUUAAUCUUCUUUGCUUUGUUAAUCUUACCUCAGUGAUCUUCGUCUCGUCUCCAUUUAUCCCCUCCAGGAUUUCCGUGAACACCACAAGGCACCUAUUAAUGUAGGCUCUAUGAUCCUAACUAGAAAUGAUCUUUAUUCUUGAUUAUCCACGAUGUGAAUUCACAGAAUCGGACAAAAUGCGUUGUGCUAUUUGUUCUGGCCUUUUACAUUCUGUGUUCAAACCCCGUCGAAGUCACCUGUGCCUUUCAUCCCUCCUGGGCCGAUGGAAUAAUGAACCAGUCCAGACAGGGAGAUGUAAUCAACUAAUCCUUCCCCUGAAAAUUACGGCCCAAAUUAGGGACCAUUAAUUAUUUUGAUUAGUUCUUUAUCAGAGUUGAUUGUUUCAAAACGAUUUCUAUUGAAUUGCCCUCGAUGAUGAUGAUGAUGAUGAUGAUGAUGAUGGUGAUAGUGAUGAUGAUGAUGAUGAUGAUGAUGAUAAUGAUGAUGAUGAUGGUGAUAGUGAUGAUGAUGAUGAUGAUUCCAGGAAUCUGCUAAAAAAAUCAGUUUGUUAAACCCAAAACUUCAGAUCUGCCAUUACAAGCCAUUUUACUUCAGGACUUCACAGACUCAAAGGGGACACACAGACAGACCAUUCCUGUUGACUUCCACUUGACCAUUUUAACACAGGAACCAAAAAGGAAAAAAAAAACAAAAAAAAAACAAAGAGAGCCUUUCCAUGGCUGCUGAACCUGGUAGAAAUGGCAGCUAAAAAUCACUCUAAAACGAUAGUCUGCUGUCUUUAAAAACUGGCAGGACAUAUUGGAUAAUGUAGUCCUAGAUACACUUUGCCUGGCUAAAAAAAAAAAAAAAAAAGACAGGCUGGAUUGCUUUAGUUGAUGACCACUAACCUGGGGUUAAACAACAAUCCAUGGAUUCUCUCCGAUCUCCGUCCAAUUUUGACAAACGACCAAUUACGGUGAGCAACAAAUUCCAGGAGGUUUUCGAGAGGAAUUUCAUGGACCAAAAUCUUUGAUUUUUCUCAAUUCCUAUCAUUUAUUGAUUAGAUUGAUAUCUGAUAGAAAAAAAAACCCAACAACAAAAAAGACAAAACAAAAUGUAAUAAAGUGUAUUUAAUUAGCCUGUCAUUUAAUUUAUCACAUAAUUAUGAUUAAGAAUAAUUUUUUUUUUUUUGAAGUAAAGAAAUAAUUUAAACA